Messenger RNA from Arctia plantaginis, 417 nucleotides. NCBI's taxonomy places the organism in Eukaryota, Metazoa, Arthropoda, Insecta, Lepidoptera, Erebidae. The record is from the annotation of a GenBank genome assembly.
AUGCAAAGAAAUUUACCCCAAAAUAAAGAAGCCCUACUAAAAUCUUACACAACACGAUUAAAAGAAGAUGUAAAGAGUAUGUUAGAGAAUUUCGAAGAAAUCAUAAAGCUUGCAAAACUAGAAAAUGAAUCACAAUUGAACAGAAUGACACAAAUUGAACAGGACACAUUUGAAAUGCAAGUGAGAGCUGCUAACAUAGUUCGUGCUGGAGAAUCCCUAAUGAAAUUGGUAUCAGAUAUAAAACAGUAUUUAAUACUUAAUGAUUUCCCUUCCGUUAAUGAAGCAAUUACUCAGAAUUCUAAGCUUUUCCGCACAAAACAACAGGAGUGUGACCAGAAACUAAUGUCACUACGAGAUGAUAUUGCAGCUGAUUUAUAUGAUUUAGAAGAUGAAUAUUUUACAAGUAUAUAUAAGUAG